Gavia stellata (red-throated loon) is the source of this 2934-nucleotide messenger RNA. It is a transcript of the gene CCDC158, whose product is annotated as coiled-coil domain containing 158. NCBI's taxonomy places the organism in Eukaryota, Metazoa, Chordata, Aves, Gaviiformes, Gaviidae. The record is from RefSeq and is a predicted model, not a curated record.
AUGGAAGUGCAAUUGGAAAGAGAUGCGCUUCAGGAUACCAGACAAAAGGAAUCCCAGAGCCAAGAGAAUGUGAAAAUGCAGCUAAAAAAUACUAUUCAGGAGCUGGAAGCUGCCAACCAGCUGCAGGAGGAGAUGCUGAGGGAGGCUGACAGCCAAACUGAGCAUUUGAAAAAGAUGGUACAUAGCCACGAGGAGGUACUUCUGGAACUGCGUGGCAUCCUAAUAGACUACGAAGACAGCACAGGCAAGAAACUCUAUGAGCAUGAGAAUAUUACUAGCCUACACAUCCACAACCUGAGCACAGCGUUUGCUGACAUCCUGCGAGAUUUAGACUCAGAGGUGUCAUACCUCAAAGAAAAGGUUGUCCUGGUGGAAGAAGAACUUGAGUCAUUGAAAAAAGAUUCACAGACCCAAAAACAACUUCUGCUUCAGCAACAUCAAAAUAGGAUUGAGGCAUUAAUAAGUGAGCAUGAACAGGAGGUGGCAGCACUAACUGAUAAGCUAACAGUGCACGCAGCUGUGCAAAUAGUAUCCAAAGCCAGAUGGAGAUCAUUCAGUAUAGAACAAACAAGAACCCAAAAUUCAGUGCAUGCACAUCAAGUUAGUCAUCUGGAAUCUACAGUUUCUCAGCUGCGUUCUGAAUUACGAGAAGCUAAGAGGAUGUAUGAAGACAAGGUCAAAGAUCUUGAGAAGCAGUUGCCCCUAGCUCAUUCUGAGAGAGCAGAAGCUCAGAUGGAACAGGAUCAACGCAGCCAAGAACCUGGAAAUCUGAAUGACCAGAUUCAUCAAUUGUUGACUGAACUUCAUAAAAAAGAGAUAGAACUAAGUCUAGAAAAAGAGCAGAACAAGCGAUUUUGGGAUCGGAACACAGAUGACAGCGUCAUCAUUGACCACCUAAGGAGACAACUCGACAACAAAAACAUGCAAUUGCAGCGCAUGGAAAACACAGUGAAGGAAAUGAGGACUGAAUGUCACAGACAAAUGGAGUGCCAGAUGGCUGCAAUUAAGGAAAAAAAUGAAAGCAUUGGAAGAAUCUCCUCUUUGACUGUCCAGCUGGAGUCAACCAAGGAAACACUCCGUAAAGUUAAAGAAGUUCUUACAGCCAAACAGAUUGAUUUGGAGAAUGCUGAGAAAACGGCGUCGAAUCUGAUGGCCCAGCUGCAGGAGAAAGAGAGAGCCCUUGAGGUUACCAAUAAGGAAGUCAAGAAGCUACAUUCACAACUUGGCAGUAGGAUGCAGGAGCUCCAGCAUCUAAAGAAUGAAGAGUACUGUUUACACAACAUGCAGUCAGAGUGUGAAACACUGAAACUGCAGCUGUUGGAGAAGGAAAGGGUUACUGAGAUCUUCCAAAAGCAAAUUGAUAACAUGACCCAGAUUGUGGGCCAGCACAGUCGAACGGCUGGAGCAAUGGAAGUUGAGAAAUCUCAGCUUAUAAAAGAAAUAAAUGACUGGAAACUUAAAGUAGAAGAACUUAAGGUUGCAAAGGAUGAGAAAGAAGCCAGAAUACAUGAAAUAGAGGCCAGACUGAGUGAGCUGGAACUGGAGAAGGUUGAACUGGUAAAUACAUGCAGUGAGAGGCUCCAUGCACUUAAUGAUAUGAAACUGGAAAAAGACCAGCUAAUGAAUGAACUUCAAGCCAGUCGGAGUGAGCUAGCUGGCCUUGCAGAGGGAUUUGAAGAUUUGAAGAGGGAUUACCAGGAUAAAAUCAAGGAGAUGGAAAAUACUGCAAACAGACUGAAAAUGCAUUUGAAAUCUGCCCAAGCUGAACUGGAACAGACCAGGACUGCUCUAAAGAGUAUGGAGGGAUCUGAUGGCCAUGCUAUGAAAGUUGCAGUGGGAAUGCAGAAGCAGAUCACAGCCAAGAGAGGACAGAUAGAUGCAUUACAGAGCAAGAUUAAAUUCUUGGAAGAGGCAAUGACAAAUGCAACUAAGGAGAAGCAUUACCUCAGAGAAGAAAAUAGUAAACUAAGUCGAGAACUGAGCGGUAUUACAGCAAAAAAUACCAAGAUUGCUGGGGAACUGGAGGUCCUAAGAUCACAAGACAAACGUCUGAAAGAAAAAAUAUCUAAGAUGGAGACAGCACUUGAUAAGGCAUCCAUGCAAUUUGCAGAAUGUCAGUGCAUAAUUCAGUGUCAGGAGCAAGAAGCUAUGCGCUUCAGACUGCAGCAUACUUUAGAUGUAAAAGAGCUGCAGGGCCCAGGCUACUCGUCAGCUUCUGCUUCAGGCAAGCUGCGGCACACAGCGUCUCUUUCCCACCCGCACUCUGCUGUUGUGACACCUUCCCUGAAGUUGGCCAGCUGUGCCCCUCAUAUGCCUUCCAAGCCAGGCAUUUUGAAGGAAGAACGACUGCAGGAUCUAAAGAGGAUUCUUCAAGAGUUAAGAAGCUCAGACAAUGACAUUCCCUCUGUGGAUCUCGGCAAGGAUGACAGCAAUGGUGGGAGAAAAUCACCUUUAGCAACCACGAGGAAUAGAGUAGAUCCUUCAUGCUUACAUACUGGACAUCUUCAGUCCCAAGACGUUACCCUGCCCUUUACAUCCCUUGGAGGUACAUCCACCUUCUCUGCAGCUCCUCGUUAUACAUCCUCCCCCAAGAAGGUCUCUCUGGAGGAGAGAUACAGAGAAAGGUCUCCAGUACACUUGCUAUUAACUGCUCCACCCGAUGACCUUGUAGCUGGCCUCAGUGCCUCACCAGAACACAGACUGUCUGCAAGGAAGGUUGCCUCUCCAGAGGGUACAGCCACAGUCCCCCAGAUACCUUCUCAGCCCAUGGAAACUAGUGAGAAUACACCUAGGAGGCUACAGAACAAGAUGGAAAGUCUGCAAAACCUGGUGGAAUCAUUACAGAUAAAAAACCAAGCCAUGUCAUCAAUGAUCAGAACUCAGGAAAUGAAGACAGAGAAAGCAAAGGAAAAGGAGAAAAAGCUAUCACAGUGA